Brassica napus (rape) is the source of this 2355-nucleotide messenger RNA. RefSeq names its product non-specific lipid-transfer protein 2. The record is from RefSeq and is a predicted model, not a curated record. The coding region runs from base 79 to 375 and encodes 98 amino acids. The transcript has a single exon. NCBI's taxonomy places the organism in Eukaryota, Viridiplantae, Streptophyta, Magnoliopsida, Brassicales, Brassicaceae. Gene Ontology annotation, biological process: lipid transport.
AUUCAAAUGUUCCUUAGAAAUUAUAUUAAACAUAGUAAAAAUUCAAACAACUUAACAUAUACAAAUAAUUAACUAGACAUGAAGAUCAUGGUCUUGACACUCAUGGUUUUCGUCAUACUUCUGACAUCGUUUCCGGUUCCAAACAAAGCGGCAGACACAAAUGUGGAAGCAGCAUGUGACCCAAAGCAGCUUCAGCCUUGCCUGGCCGCGAUUACUGGAGGAGGACAACCCUCAGGUGACUGUUGUGCAAAGCUGAAGGAGCAACAACCAUGCUUGUGUGGGUUUGCUAAGAACCCUGCUUUUGCUCAGUACAUUAGCUCUCCCAACUCUCGCAAAGUCCUAACCGCUUGUGGUAUUCCUUACCCAAGUUGUUAAAACUCUUAAAGAGUUUUUACAAAUAAAUAAAUAACGAGUAAAGAAUAUGAAUAAAUUAUAUCAAGCUGUUUUAUGAAAUAAAAAUAACCGUUAUUAUGUAAUGUUUAUAUGGUUAAAUAAAGUUUACUUUCUCAUAUUAUUUUGUGGCUUUCUAGGGUAAACUGAGUCUAAUGCCAAAACACUCCAAAGGAUCAGUUUGACUUUAAAUGUUCAAAUAAGUAGAAACGUGUAAUGGAAAAAAGUGGUACAAAAAAAUUGGUAGCAAAACUAUAAACUGGUAGAAUUGAAUAGGAUUGGUAUUAGCAAUGACAGUUCUUGUGCUUUUGUUUCAUUAGCCUAAAGCAGAGGCAGGAAACAAAGACCUUAUGGACCAUGUUGUAAACUUGGAAGUGUCCAUCUCCUACAUGUUCCAUGAAAUACAACAUACCUCCUCUGUUUUGUUGUACAUGAAUAGAAUUACUUCUCCAACUUUUAUGAAGAUGAAAAAAAUUCAACCGUUAUUUAUGGGUUUCUCAGCAAAAAGAAAAUCAAAAGAAAAUAUAAACCAACAUAUACCGGUAGAAAUCUCAGCUAUAGCCACAGAAUAAUCACAAAAUAUUUGUGGCUAUUUUAAAAAGUCACGAAAAACCAUGAAAUCAAAAAUGCAAGAUGCCUAAUAUUUACAAUGCUAUGGUAGUUCAUAUCUGAACAGUAGCAAAAAAAAAUUCGAAAUUGCAUGGAACAGAACGUGACUAAAAAUAGCUAUGUUUUAGCUACGACAAUUUUGUGGCACACUAGUCACGAUAUACAACGUGAUUAAACCACAAAAUACCUUUUUACCAUGAUUUAAUCACAGACUAUUUUAAAAAUAAUCAUGAAAUGCUCUGAUUUUUCCGUGACUAUUCGAAGAGCAUGAUUAUUAGAAGGUUCUUAAGGUGGGGUUAUUAGUGGAAUAUAAGAACCUGAUUCUUAACUUUUAAUUAAAAAAGCUAAGAACCGGCUCUCAAAUAAGAGUUUUAAGAGACGGUUCUUAACUUUUUUAGUUAAAAGUUAAGAGACGAGUUCUUAUAUUCCGCUAAAAACCACAUUCUAAAAACCUCCUAAUAAUCAUGUUCUUAUAUUUUAGCUAACUUUUGAAGUAUCAUUAAACUGAAGUGAGAGAGUGUAAAACGAAAGUUAUCUCUCACAAUAAGCUACUAGUUGAUUUGGUCACGACCACGUAGGAGACUCUUUGAUCGUGUUUUGCUUCAUCCUCCAGUUAUAAUCCUUUCCGUUUUUUGAACUUAUAUUUCCUUAAUUAAAAGGUGCUUAACGCACAAAACUAAAAUUAUUUGUAUAAUAACGAAAGAAAAAACUAAUCAGGUAUUCAGUUGGAAAUCCUAUAUAGUUUACAUGUUUUUGUAACAAAUAGCUAAAUGAUGUGUGUGUUAAGGGAAUAUCUCCUCUAUUACCCCUUAAAGUCCAAUUUCUCAAAGACCUUCCUAAAAAUUAUUUUUUUUAUGAAUUAUUUUUAAUUUAAAAACCUGGCUGAUUACAUUUUUAUCUUUCGUUACUAACUCUAAAUAUUAAAAACCAGAUUCAUUUUUAUUUACUCUCUCAUUUUUUUCUUUUUUUUCUCUCUCCCCCUACGGUUUCUCUCUUCCUCUCUGCAACUGCUCUUUUUCUUGUUUCUUCUUUUUUUUCUCCAACAUCAAAUUCGAUAGCGAAGAGUGUUCUCUGUGGAAUCUGAGAUUAGAUCUGAAAACCUGAAGAAAAAACAGAUUUGCGGUGCCUCGAUGUGACGUCGACGUUGAAGGGGACAAAAAUGGAAACAGAUCCGCGGUGCCUCACGAUUUAGGGUUUUUAUUGUCCUCAUAUUUUCGAUUUAGAGUUGUAAAUUAAGAUUCUGGGUUUUGUAUGAUUAGGUUUCUUAUUGUUCUCUAUAGAUCUGGGUUUUGUUUUAUGAUUUUGGAAUUUUAUUGUUCUUGUUCCCCCUUUGCAAAGUAUGUUUCGUGUUUUUUA